Messenger RNA from Prorocentrum cordatum, 399 nucleotides. Lineage: Eukaryota; Dinophyceae; Prorocentrales; Prorocentraceae. The record is from the annotation of a GenBank genome assembly.
AGCCUCAAUGAGCCACGCCCGCCCAGCCCCGACCGCCAUGGUGUAGCCCCGCGGCCAGGUGCAAUUUGCAGGAGCAUGGAUGAGCUGUUCACCACGGCCAUUUCCAGGGAGGGCGGCGAGUCCGCCUCCUUGGUCCCCCUGGCCAAGCUGCGGGAGGAUGCCGAGAUCGUCAAGUAUUUCCAGAGGACCCUGAUGAAGCCGCUUUGGUCCGAGGAAACUAUGGCGAUCUUCUUCCAGAGCCGCCCGGCUGAGUUCGAGUUGGACACGAAGGCGGCGGGGGUGAAGCUGCGCUCGGCGCUCGCUACUCAGAUCCAGGAUAUGGCCAUCCAGAAGAAAAAGAAACACCCUUUCCCGGCAGCGCUCUACGAGCAGCUGCUGCGGGCCGGGACCCUGGCCGAG